UCAGAAUAAAACUAAACCCGUCAUCCAAUGGCAGUCCGGAUCUAUUGAGAGACACACCUUCCCACCAAUCAGAUUCUUACGUGCGCUUCUACCGCCAGCAGAUAUCUACUACUGAUCUUUGGAGUUUCGACCUCGCUGUUGCACCGUUCCCAAUCAGUGCUACACUGGAACAACAAUGGUAAAGAUCUUUAUCGGUAACCUCUCUCAGAACACUGAGAAGGAUGAGAUUGAAGCUCUGUUUACUCAGUACGGCACAGUAACAGAAUGUGCCAAGUACAAAAACUAUGCUUUUGUUCACAUGGAAGACCGCAAAUCUGCCACCAAAGCAAUCCGUGAACUCCAUCUCCAUAAGCUGAAUGGCAGACCCAUCAACGUAGAGCCAAGCAGAAGCACGGACCAGGGCCCCGUGAAGCUUCACGUGGCCAAUGUGGAGAAGGGCUUUGACAAAGAGCUCCGUGACCUGUUUUUGGAGUAUGGCACAGUCACGGAGUGCUCCAUCGUCAAAAACUUUGCCUUUGUGCAUAUGUCUAAUUCUGACGAGGCCAUGGAUGCCUUGCAGGGCCUGGAUAAUACAGAGUUUCAAGGGAAACGCAUACACGUUCAAAUAUCAAAAAGCAGACCGAGAGGGGGACCAGAGGAGGAGGAGUAUCCACCUCCGCCUGUGAGAGGAGGCUAUUUUCCUCCUCGCUUUCCAGGGGAGAGACCCGAGCCUCCCUACAGAGGCCGCAUGUCCGCUUACCCUCCUCCUCCUCCUCCGCCCCCGCCACCUCCCCCUCCUCCGAGACGAGCAGCGUAUCCUGAUCGUGGCUAUGGCGAUCGAGAAUCUUAUGGGGUGGUCGAUUUCUAUGAGAAAUACAGAGCCCGUCCUUACGCCCCGAACUUCGAUGACAGGCGUCCCAGUGCCAUCCCCCCUCCACCCCCUCCUCCCUCUGCAUUGGUUAGGGAGCGUCUCGGAAUGGGCUCUCUUGAUCCGUAUGAGCGGCGUCCACUGCCCGCUCCUGCAGGUUACAUGGCGAGGGAUCGAAGCCCUAUCAGAAGAGCCCCCCUCCGCCUGCUCCUGCAGCUGGUAAUGGUUACUCCUACGAGCGUUCUCGAUUGUCUCCAUUGUCUCCAAUGUCAAGGACGCCGAUGUACACAGCUCCCCGUCCCCGGGAAGCCUACUCGGAGAGACUGCCGCCGCCACCACCACCGCCGCCGCCUCGCUAUGCAGGCUAUUAGACACCUCGAGUGUAAUACAAGGUUUAGAAUAUGACAAGAUCGUCGUCGUCUGCUGAUGCACGUGGCGCUAUACGCACCCCUCCCCCCUCCCAUGUCUAUGGCGGAUUGCGUUGCGUUUGCUGAGACUUACUGGAAGAUACUGUAUUGCGGACAGCCCCGUAUUUAAAAAUAUACGAUUUCUUUGUCUGCAGUUCUUCUGAGCUGGUCAUGCCUUUUUCUCCUCCUCUCUUUGUUUUACUGUUAAAAGCUUUCAAAAUGUUUUGCAGAAUAGGUGCUUGGACUAUUCCAGUGUGACCAAAACUGGACACUCUGCUUUUCAAUUUUUCUAAGUGGAAAAUGUAAUCUGGGAAACUGUGACCUAUUUCUUCUUUUUAGAACAAGGGAUUCAUUUAGAUACAAAUACAUGUAGGCUUUGUAAACAAAAAUUGUUUAUUUUAAGAUUGUUGGUUGAUUACGAAAUGCUUAUUGAUCCAAGUUUUAAAGAAAUUUCAGCAUACCAGUGCUUUAAUACAACACCUGCUGUGGGAGGUUGUACAGCAAUCUUUAAGAUUUGCGACACAUGUUAGCAUGAAGUUUCAGUGUGGUUUUGUUCUUUUUACACUUUGUGUUCUUUUCAUGCGACAGUAGACUCCUUAGCCACCAUUAUGUAUGAUUUUAUUUACUUUACAGAUUGCUUUUUUUGAAGGCUUUUUAAUAAAUGAAUAAAACAAAAAAAAAAACA
This is a messenger RNA of Oreochromis niloticus (Nile tilapia), 1939 nucleotides long. RefSeq names its product RNA-binding protein 4B. The transcript is spliced from 4 exons. The record is from RefSeq and is a predicted model, not a curated record. Lineage: Eukaryota; Metazoa; Chordata; Actinopteri; Cichliformes; Cichlidae. Gene Ontology annotation, molecular function: RNA binding. The coding region runs from base 176 to 1252 and encodes 358 amino acids.